Molecule: messenger RNA, 564 nt
Organism: Spinacia oleracea (spinach)
Lineage: Eukaryota; Viridiplantae; Streptophyta; Magnoliopsida; Caryophyllales; Amaranthaceae
Exons: 2
Coding region: 11-532 (173 amino acids)
Molecular function (GO): nucleic acid binding; zinc ion binding
Source: RefSeq, a predicted model, not a curated record
GAUUGAAUCAAUGUCUGGGCUAAAGGUUAGUUCUCCCAACAGGUGUUAUAGGAUGGAGGUCCAAGAAACACAUGUUCAGCUCCUUCGCACCAAACAGAGGGUAGGCGUCCCACUGAGGUUCCAUGUGGAUCUUAUGUGUUCAUAUUUUGAUCGCCUAAGUCUACUAGGAACACCAAUAAGCGAAAGGAUGGCAGUCUCUGUCUUGCUCAAUUCACUACACAGUGGGUUUGGUCGCUUCAAGCAACAAUACCUAAGUGAACCAAGAGAAGAAACAGUUGCAGAAUUUAUUCACCUUGUCAGAAAGGCUGAAAUAGUACUGGACUGUGAAGCCAAAGAUUUACUCAAGGCUAGAAAGAGACCAUUCAAGAAAGGUGGAAAGUCCAAGGGCAAUGCUAAAUCAAAGCAGGACAAGUCCACAUCAAGCUGUCUUUAUUGUAAUGGAAUAGGCCAUUACAAAAGAGAAUGUCCAAAGCUAAAGGAAGAUCAGAAGAACGGAACAGUCGUUCCAUCUUCAGGGACUAAGAAGAAGUAGAAAGUUAAGCAAGGGAGAAGUCGACCUACGAG